This is a messenger RNA of Xenia sp. Carnegie-2017, 743 nucleotides long. RefSeq lists its product as uncharacterized. The transcript is spliced from 5 exons. NCBI's taxonomy places the organism in Eukaryota, Metazoa, Cnidaria, Anthozoa, Malacalcyonacea, Xeniidae. The record is from RefSeq and is a predicted model, not a curated record. Bases 64 to 531 code for a protein of 155 amino acids.
AGCAACGAAAGGAGUAACAACGAAAAAACAAGAACUUAGAAUAACUGCUCUCUGAUUGCAAAAAUGAAGAAAAACUUUGCCUUUCAAUUGUUUGUUUUUGUGGCAACUAUCAGCAUUGCUUAUGGAUAUCCAUUUAGUCGCAAGUUGCAACUGACAAUUUCUCAAACAGAGCAAGCGUGUAAAAAAGAUCUGGAAGAGUGUACCGCGGGUGACCUGUGCUGUGGUUUUACGCAUCGCUGUGAUUUUCUUUACCCAACAGAUAAAAUUACACGCUGCAUAGCUCCGCAAACUUGUGUGGUGGAAAAUGGAAUCUGUGGAUCUGGUGAUUAUUGUUGCAAAGGUUUAGAAUGUCGAGAACCACAAGAAGAUCAAGUUAAGUGCAAGAACAAAGGUUUCUUUUGUUACAAGCCGGAAGUUAGAAAAAAAUGUCCGCUGACCUGCAGCUUAAGUGGAAAAGCAAAUUACAGAUGUCAACGAAGCUUAAAUCAAACAUCCGUUCAACAACAGCAAACGGGAGCUAUAAUGGCUUAACAAUCGACGACAGCCCUUAAGUGAUACCCUCGCUCUAUUCAAAAACGCUGCUCAAAAACGAGUGUUUUUCAUUACUAAGCAUGUUGUGGGACAAUGAUUGAGGAAACUUUAUUUAUACCAAAAUGAACAAAAUUGAAAAUAUUUAACUGUAAGUCUGUAAUUCUGUAAAGGAAGUACAAAUAUAUUCAAUAAAACAAGAUUUAAUAAACGUA